AUGUCCCUUUCCGACCACGCCCAGAAGCUCACAAGCUCGCUCGAGCAAGCCAAGCUCGUCCCCGGCGCGGCCGGCGCCCUCAUCCCCGAGGGUUUCGAGCCGACGACGAAGCUUGAGGUGUCGUUCGCGGGCAAGGCGGUCGACGCCGGCAACUUCUUCCGGGCGGGCGAGUGCAAGGUGGCGCCGAGCGUCUCGUUCGCGGGCGAGGCCGGGGCGCCGGCGGGCGCGUGCUACACGCUCUUCCUGACGGACCCGGACGCGCCGACCCCGGACAACCCGCAGUUCGCCUUCUGGCGCCACUGGGUCGUCCCCGGGCUGCAGCCGCUCAGCGGGGACGGCGGCGUGGUGGCGCAGGGGAAGCCGGCGCUGACGGAGUUUCUAGGGCCCGGGCCCAAGGACGACUCCAAGCCGCACCGCUACCUCUUCCUGCUCUACCGGGAGCCCCAUGGCCUGGAUCUCAAGAAGGAGGACGUCGGCGGGGAGGAGUUUGUCGAGAGACGGUCAUGGAAGCCCGCCGAGUUCGCCGAGAAGCAUGGUCUGAAGCUGGUCGGCGUCAACUGGAUGACGUGCGCCGGCGACUGCUGGACCAAGUAA
Colletotrichum graminicola M1.001 is the source of this 594-nucleotide messenger RNA. Its product is annotated as phosphatidylethanolamine-binding protein. Lineage: Eukaryota; Fungi; Ascomycota; Sordariomycetes; Glomerellales; Glomerellaceae. The transcript has 2 exons. Gene Ontology annotation, biological process: regulation of Ras protein signal transduction; regulation of proteolysis. Bases 1 to 594 code for a protein of 197 amino acids. Gene Ontology annotation, molecular function: peptidase inhibitor activity; phospholipid binding. The record is from RefSeq and is a predicted model, not a curated record.